GAACAGAAGAGAGGCAUUUCACGCUGUCGGCUGAGUCACCCCGAGCGUAUAAAAUCAAGGCCAGGCAGUCGGAGGCGCUCCGAGCGGAGGCACGAGGCACCGGCACUUUUGGACAGGAUACAGGUCCUGCAAACUGCAAGGAUGAUGUCACCCUUGCUCAUCCUCCCUCUGCUGCUGGGGACCACAGCACAUGGCCCGGUGAGCAGAGCAGCAUCCAGGGAUGUCACCACCUUUUUCCAGCUGGCUCAGGAAGACACUUGGGAGAACGUUAACCUCACCAGCAUGUCCUGUGAGUACUGGAAGAACAGGACCUGGAUCACCCUGCAGCUGACCAACAACAGCCUGACAGCUUUCCCUGUCUGCCUUCCCGAGACCCUGCAGAGCUUGGAUCUCAGCAAUAACCUCUUGGAAGAGGUGAAUGGCACAGAGAUAGCAAACCUCCCACAGCUGCGUGUCCUCUCGCUGAGGCACAACCACCUCUGGUCAGUGAGGUGGGGAUCUGAAACCCUCAGCAGUCUCUCCAAGCUGGACUUGAGCUUUAAUAAGCUGUCAUCUGUGCCAUCCUGCCAUGGCUCUGCCCUACCUAACCUGAGGUGGUUGUCCUUGGCUGGAAAUCCACUGAUUGAAAUCCAGCCACUGGCUUUUACCUGCUACCCUCAGCUGCAGCUCUUGAACCUCUCUGCAACGCUGCUCGGGCAGGAUGAGAGCAGAGGAAUUCAGGACUCUGCUUUUGCCAUCGGCACACAACCCAGCGAGGCCAUGAACAGGACUGGAAACUCCAUCAGUGUGCUUGAUCUGAGCGGGACCUUUUUUGAGAAAAUUCAACCAGAGUGGGCCAGGGACUUGGCCAACCUCAGAGUACUUCACCUGACAAACAUGCCACGGUUAAGGAGCCUCGAUGGUGACUUCUUCAAGUCCCUGCCUGGUCUCCAGGAGCUGCACUGUCAGGACUCCCAUUCCCUGGGUUUUGUGCAGACAGAGAUGUUUGACAGUGCUCCUCACCUGAGCUAUCUCUCAUUUGAGAACUGUAACCUGAGUUCCUUUAAUCCUUGGAACACUAAUUCAUCGGAUGGCAUCACCAUCAACUUGUCUGGGAAUCCUCUGCUGUGUGACUGCCAGCUCUCCUGGCUGCUGUCCAAGCCUGAGAAAGUUGUUCUGCAAAAGGCUUGGGAGACUUUUUGCACAUCCCAGGAAGAUUCGGGCAGACUUCCAACAUCUUUUUCACUGCUGGAGCUCUACAAUAAAUGCCAGUCGGAGAGCAAUGUUACACUGCCCAAUUCAACCACAGCCCUUCCUGAUCAUGAUGCUUUCAGCUUCUCCAGUGAUGAGACCUCUGCUGUUGUAACAACAGACUCAGCUCUGCCGACCACGGAUUUGACUCACACCAGCUCCCUAAUCCAGAGGGAUGUGAUGAGCACUGCAGCAUCCAGCCCAAUGGCAACCAAAGACACCUAUACCAGCUCCCUGAUCCAGAGGGAUGCAAGGACCACUGCAGCAUCCAACCCAAUGGCAACCAAAGACACCUAUACCAGCUCCCUGGUCCAGAGGGAUGUGAUGAGCACUGCAGCAUCCAACCCAACAGAGCUGAUCCCAACAAAGGCCAACAGUUCCUCCCACGAGGAAAAGGCAGUUUCUGAAUCCACAAGCAAUCCUCCUUCCUCAGCACCUGUUACGUCCUUCCCAGUUUUUUUCCAAGAGCUCUUUGCUCAGUCCCCAGAUCACAGCUCCCCAAGCCCAACUGGAACAGAACAGCUACAGAGAGGGCUCAGAACAACCCACAUGACAUUCCCCCAGGAAAGGCCAUUCAACCAGACCACCAGUGAUUAUUCCACUGGAGGAACAGGAGUCCCACACACCACCAACCACCACAUUCGCUCCUUUGCCACCCACGGCAGGGAAGGUGCCCCCCAGCUGAUCUCCACGAGGAGCAGUGCCCACCCAGGGCCUGCACCUAGCACGCCACCACCACACUACACCGAUGACUACGACUAUGGGGAUCAGCCAAAGGAAACCCCGGUGCAAACGGCCCACGUGGCCUGUGACUACAAUCCUUGCAGGCACCUGCAGAAGCCGUGCAGGGAACUCCAGAACGUAUCCCAGUGUUCAUGUCCUGGCACGUCGAGGGAAGAUGAGAUUCCAGACCCACCCAGGCUCAGAGAGGUGAUUGAGAUCACUGACAGCUCUGCACAGAUCCGCUGGUGUGCCCCAUAUUCAGUUGUUCACAGCUAUGAGCUGGUGCUUCGUGCCCAAGACGACGAGGACAGGCAGUUUGUCAUGGACAACAUCUACCCCACGGCCAGGCAGCACACUCUGUAUAACCUGCUGCCAUUCACCACUUACCACAUCUGUGUCACUGCCUCCAACAAAGCAGGGUCGAGCCAGAAAACCGGCCAGGAAAUUCCAGGUAACUCGUGCACCAGCUUUAAAACAAAACCCAGCUACAAGUAUGUUUUUGCUGGUCUGUCUGCAGCAAGUGGACUCUUUCUCAUUACCACAAUUAUUUUAUCUGUAUGUCUGUGUAAGGCAUGUAAAAAGCCUCAGAGUGAGCAGUAUGGUACACACUUAGUCUCCUACAAGAACCCAGCAUUUGAUUAUCCCUUAAAACUGCAAACCACUAAUUAGCUCUGGGUGAUUGUUCCAUGCAUUCAAAGUUCACUAUCUCCAUCGCCUUGGUGUGGUUUUGUGAGACUCUGAAACUGUGCUUCAGUAAAACUAUGAACAUCAGAUUCCAUAACCCUGACGUUUCUAAGGGAGAGAAAACCACC
Molecule: messenger RNA, 2765 nt
Organism: Sturnus vulgaris (Common starling)
Lineage: Eukaryota; Metazoa; Chordata; Aves; Passeriformes; Sturnidae
Source: RefSeq, a predicted model, not a curated record